Molecule: messenger RNA, 1960 nt
Organism: Hyalella azteca
Lineage: Eukaryota; Metazoa; Arthropoda; Malacostraca; Amphipoda; Hyalellidae
Exons: 6
Coding region: 21-1205 (394 amino acids)
Source: RefSeq, a predicted model, not a curated record
CAGCCAGCAACUGCGGCGAGAUGAGGUUUUUCAAACUGAUAUUGUUGGUGCUGGCGCUAGCGCUGAUGGGCACUGGAGGAGACAGCGCUCUGGAAGAACAUCAUGACGAAGACGUGAUAAAUCAGGAGCUGACUGAGCUGCUGGGGGUGACGAAGGAGCGGCUGCUGGAGGAGCUGCAGGAUCUGCGAGACGAGUGGACGCUGCCCUUCUGGAUCCCGGAGGAGGACCACAUCGUCCCGGACGCCGCGACGUACGGCAACGUUGACGUGAGGAGUGAUGACGUCCUAGACGCCGCGACGUACGGCAACGUCGAUGUGGGGGGCGUUGAGGUGCCCGUUGUUGUCCUGGCCAAGAUUGGCCUUAAGAUCAUCAAGGCCGUGAAAUUAGCGAGCGGUGGUUUAGUGGCGGCCACUGCAGCGGCGACGGCAGCGGCAGCAGCGGCAGAAUUGGGCGCUGACGGGAUGGUGGUGGACACUACACGCAACACGAACAUCGUGGACACGACACGCAAUACGAACAUCGUGGACACGACACGCAACACGAACGUCGUGAACACGACACGCAACACUAACAUCGUGGACACGACACGCAACACGAACGUCGUGGACACGACACGCAAGACGAACGUCGCAGACACGACACGCAACACCAACGUCGUGGACACUACACGCAACACGAACAUCGUGGACACGACACGUAACACUAAUGUCGUUGACACCACACACAACACUAACGUCGUUGACACCACAAGCAACUCCAACGUCGUGGGUAUCACACGCAACACGAACGUCGUGCACACGACGCACGACGAUUCGACCAUCAUUGCCACGACGUCGGCCACGGCGGUGGCCAUGUUCACCGAUGGGCCAACUGGGGAAAUUUUCUUUGCCCAGGCCUACUUGCCCGAAGGCACGAGAAGCGCUACGGUGGUCACAGGGGAGUUACGUGGGCUACCCACGGGUCCUUCCUACAGCCUCGAGGUCUGGCGCCCCACCCGCGACUUCUGCGGGAGUAAUGUCACGGGGCAAGCGGACCCCGUCGUGACGGUGCUUGGUGUGCUACGCCCUGACGCGCGGGGGCAAACCUCAUUCUUGCUCAGCAGUGGCCACCUGCGCGUGGCGUGGGGAGGAGUGGUGGUGUUGCGGCCGCUCUCUUCAGACGACAACCGAAAACCCAUCGCUUGUGCCAAAAUCGUCAUCGGUUGAUGCCAUGAGCAGCAGCUGUAAUUGCCUACUCUAACAUUGUCAGCUGCUGAUGCAGUGAGCAUCGUUUAUGGCACCAACGUCAUGAUGCAUAAGGAUAACUCCUGACUAUACUUGUGAUAAAUGCGUAAAAAAUAAAUUUAUUCCUAACAAUAAUUUUAAUGAUGGAAUUGGAAAUAAAUUUAAACGAAAAAGUUAUUUAUUGUGAUAACACCAGUACCGUAUAUAGUAUUAAAAUACAAGUUUUUUAUUUUGUCACAAUCCUUCCUUAACAUUUACGAGGGUCGAGCGAAUCACAUUUAUUCGGAUUUCAAGGAAAACAUAAAUUUUCCUCUGAGGGCCAAUUUACUUACACUUCCAUUGGUAAAUAUUUGCUAUUUUCUGGACCAGGGUAUCUUUUGGUUAGGUAAAAAUGAGCUGCGCAAAGAAAUAAACCCAACUCUGCGCUUAAAAAACGAGUCGUAUUGUACGUCAAGUCGUAUAGUCGUCAAUACAAAAGAAGUCGUAUAGUAUUGUAUUGUAGUCGCACGAAGGUAGCACUGAUAAGCCAUGUUGCCGGGCGAAACUGGGUCAGAAUGAACCACAAAUGAGCAACAAGUUCAUCGCUAUUUGGACAAAGCCUCACUUCUUUCUGUGAAUGAUGCAGACUGGCACUGGUUUUAUUAUUAAUCUCAAAUAAAGUUUCAAUGGAAAGUCAAAAGACGGUGUGUCGAAAAAAAAACUCGCUGCUAUCGUUUCAUCACACACAUUUUUAGCGC